CUUGUGGAGGGAGAUAUGGCGGACCCUGCACGUCGACCUAGGGACAGGGCUCCACGGUUCCAGUUCGACAUGUCCCUCCUCGCGGCACUUCUUGACCGAUGGCGUCCGGAGAUGCACACAUUUCACCUCCCGGUCGGUGAGAUGACCCCUACUCUUCAGGACGUGGCGAUGCUUCUAGGCUUGCCGUGUGCUGGACGAGCUGUGGGUGCAGAGGACGUGGGACUCUCGUGGCGCGACGACCUUUUGGCUCGGUUCGCCGGGGUUCAGCGCAACGAGCAAGCGUUGCCGUACCGGCCCUUGCCUGCGAACCACGCACACGGACCUACAAAGAGGUGGCUUCUACAGUUUAGUGCGGACUACAUGAGGGCAGACGCAGACGACUUUACUGUUGCCAGGCACUUCGAGGCCUACUUACUGUGGCUGUUCGGCUGGGUCAUGUUCUGCAGCUCGCAGGGUGACUCGUGCCCCAAACAGCUCAUUCCUUUGGCGAGGUCGAUAGCUGACGCUCCACUUCACGAGAUGCCACAGUUCAGCUGGGGUUCUGCUGUUUUGGCUGCGAGUUACAGGUGUCUUUGCACGGGCGUGACGAAGGUCUCAGCAGAGGAGCCCAUUUUUGUUGGGUGUCCUCUACUGUUACAGCUCUGGUCUUACGAGCGCUUUCCCGUCGGUAGGCCAGAGAUGGACUUCGAGCCGUACGUCCAGCUGUCCGCAGACCACGACGACGUCGACAGACCUACGAUGGGUUCGUUGUGGUGCCUCAGGAGGCCUUCUUGGGUCGGCGUGCAGACGAGGAAGUCGUACCACGACUUCGUUGGACAGUUUGACGCUCUUGUGGACACGGACGUGAGGUAGACUCCGUACACUGCAGCCGACAUUUACGCCCGGGCACCGAGCGGUCUUUCAUCCUUAUGCCUGCGAGAUCACGAGUACUGGAUGAC
Panicum virgatum (switchgrass) is the source of this 938-nucleotide messenger RNA. Its product is annotated as protein MAIN-LIKE 2-like. The record is from RefSeq and is a predicted model, not a curated record. Gene Ontology annotation, biological process: meristem maintenance; meristem development. The transcript has 3 exons. Bases 16 to 852 code for a protein of 278 amino acids. NCBI's taxonomy places the organism in Eukaryota, Viridiplantae, Streptophyta, Magnoliopsida, Poales, Poaceae.